GAACUGUCACUAGUGCGAUCAGUCUGUGCUAAAGGACGGGUAUUUGUCCUUUAUAUGCGUUUUAAUCUGCGUCUCUGAGGCUGGCAGGACAUAUAUAAGUUAAUGUUCGUUUAUAUUGGUAGCUGUUACAGCUAAUCGGUUAUUCAUAUGGAGUUAACGUCUUAAAUAUAGCGUAAUUUAGAAUAAAGCUUUCAUGGCAAUCUCAAGAUGAUUAUUACCUAGCCAAUCCAUAUUUUUUCUUCAGCUUUUUUGUGUGUUGGACUUUUAUGAUUAUUCGUGACAGGAUGGAAAGGAUUAUAUCAUAAUAACGUCCAGAAAUGGGAAAAUGGGAGCUGACAAUGGAGCCUGUUCAGGAAUGGGGUGAGGAGCAUGAAGAUGGGGCGGUGUUUGGGGUCACCCUGCGCAGAGAGCCGGUCCAGCAGUCCGCCGAGCCCACGGAAGCUUUCGUUCAUUACCGCACAUGUAAAGUGCGCAGGUUAAAAGCAGCCACUCUGGACAAACUGGUGUCUCACCUGCUGGACCCCUGCUGUCAGGAGCAGGACUACGGCUGCAUUCUGCUGUCCACGUAUCGCUCUUUCACCAGCACCAACAAGCUCAUCGAGACGCUCUUCCAGAGGAAGAACCUGGCUUCUGUGCUUGACAGCAUUAAUUAUCCUAACAGCUAUUUGUGGACAGUGCUUCAGCUGUGGCUGGACGAGUACAGUGAGGAUUUCAGGGAUUCUCCUAUGCACUCUUCACUGCGUCUCAUGUGUUUACAGCUAAGAGGUCACCCGCCUCUCUUCCCGCUCGCUAAACAAUAUGAAGCUCUCCUUAAGAGAUUCCAGACUGAAGAUGUUGUAGCAGCUGUUUCAGCCGAUCUUACAGAAGAAUCCAACUUGAAUAUGGAGAUGAGAAGCUUUGAGUUUGACAACAUGGAGGAUUUCCUGGAUUUUUCCAUCCUGGGUGUUGCUGAACAGCUCACACGAAUAGAUGUUGAUUUAUUCAUGAAGGUGGUCCCUUUCCAGUGUCUGGGCUGUGUGUGGUCCCAACGAGACAAGAAUGAGAACCUUUCGCCCACUCUCUGGGCCACCAUCACACAGUUCAAUGCGGUCACCAAUCGGGUCAUCACGUCUCUGCUUCAUUCCCCAUCCUCCACCGCCUCACAGAGAGCCAGAGUUAUAGAAAAAUGGGUUCGAGUCGCUCAGGCAUGUAGAGAGCUGAAAAACUUUUCCUCUCUGAAGGCCAUUUUAUCUGCCCUUCAGUCCAACCCCGUCUAUAGGCUAAGAAAGACCUGGGCUGCUGUGAGCAGAGAGGCCGUGUCUGUCUUUGAGAACCUGUGUGAAACAUUUCCAGAUGAGAACUCUGUUGUGACCAACCGAGAAAUCUUUAUGGAAGAUGGGAGUCAAGCUGACGAAGACAGCAGCACUGCCACAAAACCCUCCAAGAGAUGCCCUUUAACAAAACAGAUGAGCACAGCUGGAGGGAUGGUUCCAUACCUGGGAACGUACCUUACUGUAUUAACCAUGCUGGACACUGCCCUACCAGACACUAUAGAGGGUGGCCUCAUUAAUUUUGAAAAGAGGAGACGGGAGUAUGAGAUCUUGAGGCAGAUCCGUCAGUUGCAGGCCUCGUGUGUUCAGUAUGUUUUACCUCAUCAUUCUUUAGUCGCUGCCUGGCUGCAGAGUCAGAAGCUGCUCUCAGAUCAGGAGAGCUAUGAGCUUUCCAGACAGCUGGAGUCUCCCCAAGACACUUCGCCAUCUAGCAGCGGCUGGAGCCACCGAAUGCUCACCAAGAAACUCUCAUCGCUUCUGUCCGGGAAUGAGGGAUCCAGAAAGAAUGCAGAUCAGAUCAGCGUGUCCUCGUCAGGAUCCAGCAGCUCUGAAACUGAGGACAUGUCUUCUCAAUCGUCAGCUUUUAUAUCAACGUCUCAUUCUAGCUGCGGUCAGAGCUCGACUGAGGCUUUUCCAUCAUCUUACACUCCUGAUUCCUCCAUCAUGUCCAGUUCGUCCUUCAGCUCUCAGCAGGACCUCAGCCUGAGCCCGUCCUCUUCAUCAUCUUCAGCUUCAUCAGACCCUCAGCACGUCUCGUCUCAUAAACGCUCGUUCUCCAUGACCACCCUGCCUUUCUAUAACCGACAGGUGGACGACUCCUGCAUCAUCAGGGUCAGCGUGGAGUUCUGCAACAAUGGCAACAUGUACAAGAGCAUACUGUUGACCAGUCAGGAUAAGACGGCACAGGUGAUCCAGAGAGCGCUGCAAAAACACAACCUGGAGGAUGUCAGUGAGCAGGAAUUCACCCUCAUACAAGUUCUGGCCCAAGGCAGAGAGUUGCAUAUCCCCGAAAAGGCCAACGUCUUUUACGCCAUGUCUACAUCAGCCAACUAUGACUUUGUUCUACGCAGAUGCCCAAAAGAUCAACGCAAACAACUCAUACGCUCCAUUUCACUCUCAUCAGGACGAGCAACAAAAUAACAGCUUCGAUUUCUGGAGAAUUUACUUCAUUCGGACGCUAAUGGAGAUUUUUUCUCUCGUGAAAUUGCAUCCACAAGCUUUUUUAAAGGGGACCUAUUAUGCAAAAAUCACUUUUUUAAGGGUUUAAACACAGUUGUGUGCCAACAGUCUGUAAAUAUAACCAGACUCCAAUGGUAAAAAUGUAUUAAUUUUAUUUUUUAUAAUCACACUUGAUAAAAACAGUCUGCAGAAACACUUUGAUUGACAUUCGAACUUUGUGCGUGUCAUCAGAGAGGGAAAGCCCCCCCUAUUUUUGAAUAGAUUUGAAUUUAAAGCGACAGUCACCAAAAUGGCACAAUUAGGAUCAAAGUGUAAACGGGGCAGCUUAAAAAACAUUGUUUGUGGUUUAUUUUAAGCUGAAACUUCACAUACACACUCUUGGGACAUCAGAGACUUAUUUUGCAUCUUGUAAAAAGGAGGCAUGAUAGGUUCCCUUUAAAUGUCCAUAAUGACUUUCAUUUCAAUGCAUCAGGAAACCCAAGAUGAGAUUUCUCUUUUUUUUAAUGCAUGCAUGUUCUUAGUAGAAAACGUGAGGACAUUUUAAAAACUUGAACUUGAUUGUGGGUCUGCAGUGGAAAGGCAAAUAUCACGGGUUCAGUUUCAUGAACUCGUAACCCUGUCCCAGCUGCUUUGAAUUGUUUUAAGUGACAAGAACACGAUAACAAACGCUGUACCUUCUUGAAUUCCUCACAUUCAGUGCAGUGAUAAAGGGAUGAAGCAAUGUUUUCGGUGACCUUCAGCUCUCAUUCUCUGCCUGUCAUAAAGAGAUGUUCAAACCAGAUACACUACUAUAAUGCGGCAAACCUUGAAUAGAAACACAAUCAGACACCCAUAGGCCUGGGAUGAGACUUUUAUAAAGGUCAGUGUGGUUAUGAUCAGUUUAUUGUGAUUAUACCAUACGACGAUGGCUUGUUUGUGAAAACAAGCUUUCAUAUUUCUGUCCGCUUUCAUGUGGGGUUUUCAUUCGAAGGUCAUUUCAUGAAUUUGUUGUUAAAUAUCACUAUAUGAGGUAGUUUUGCAGCAUUACUGAACAUUCAUUGGAUGUUUUUAAUGUCAGCUAACAGAAAACAUUCAUCUAAUGUUAUGGCAAUGUUCUUUCAAUGUUAUGAACAAACUUUUUCAUUUUUAUUUGCAGAUUUUAGCAGGGUUAAGACAAAUCAGAAACAUCUAUACACAUUGUGUCAUCUACACUGUAAAAAAUGCUGCCCAGCAGGCACACAACGUCAUGAGAUUUUAAUAUUAGAUUAGAUUUAGGUCGUGACAACAGGUGAUCCAAAUUCAUUGUCUAGCCAGCAUCUAAGGACAACGCUAUUUUGACGUCCAAUAAUGAUGUUGAUAUUUAGUUGAUUUUAGGUUGUGACCAAAAGUCCAACAUCUUAAACCAGCGUCAUAUUGACAUAAAAUACUGACAUUUAUUCGUCAGGUAUGGCAACCAAAAUCCACAUCUUAUAUACAUCGUAGUGGUAACGUCCAAACAACGUCAUGCUGUAACAUCAUUAGACGUUGAUAUUUGGUUGAUUGUAGGUUGUUAGAAAGUGACCAAAAUCCAACGUCGAGCUAACAUCUUAAACCAAUGUCAUAUUGACAUCAAAUACUGAUGUUUAUUCAUCACGUAUAGCAACGAAAAUCCAACGUCUGAUAGACGUCAUAGUAGUAACGUCUACACAACUUCAAGCUGUAGAAUCAUUAGACGUACCAAAAUCCAAUGUCGAGCAAACAUCUUAAACCAACGUCAUAUUGACAUAAAAUACUGACACUUAUUCUUCAGAUAUGGCAACCAAAAUCCAACAUCUGAUAGACGUCAUAGUGGUAACGUCCACAUACAGUAAUGUCAAGCUGUAAUAUCAUUAGACGUUGAUUUUGAUUGAUUUUAAGGUUGCGUUCUAAUGUGACCAAAAUUCAACGUCGAGACAACAUCUUAAACCAACAUCAUAUUGACAUCAAAUACAGAUAUUUAUUCAUCAGGUAUGGCAACCAAAGUCCAAUGUCUUAAAGACAUCAUAGUGGUAACAUCCACACAACGUCAAGCUAUAAUAUCAUUAGAUGUUGAUAUUUGGUUGAUUUUAGGUUGUGUUGGAAAGUGACCAAAAAUCCAACGUCGAGCCAACAUCUUAAACCAAUGUAAUAUUAACAGCAAAUACUGACAUUUAUUUAACCAAAAUCCAAUGUCUGAUAGACAUCAUAGUGGUAACGUCUACACAACGUCAAGCUUUAAUAUCAUUAGACGUUGAAAUUUGGUCAAUUUUAGGUUGGACGUUGGACAUUGACGUUGGCCUGAUGUUGAGUUCUGACAUUAGCCUGAUUUUUAUUUCCAAACAAAAUGGAACGUUCCCACAACGUUGAGGUACAAUGUCAACCUGACGCCAUGUUGACGUCCUGUACCUGCUGGUUGAGUUGCACAGAAUUCCUUUGUGUUGUCACAACACAACAUAAGUCAAUUUUUGUUUUGUUUGGACUCAUUUUAAAUAAGUAGUUUGAACAAGCAGCAGGAAAUAUAUGUUUUAAGUGUAUCGACUCCGCAAACAAACAGAAAAUGAAAAAAAAAAAAUCACUAUAAUAUUAUUAAACAAACAAAUAAAAAACUCAAGGGAUAUGAAAAGGGGUGGCAUUGUGGCUAAGUGGUUAGCAAUGUCACCUCACAGCAAGAAGGUCGAACAGAACAGAACGUUCAUGUUAUGUGGUGUUUAAAAUUCCUUUCAACGACAUAUUUUCUGUACAUUGUACAUGUUUUUUUUACGUCACUGUUUUUUCAAUUAACAUUCAAAGCAAUGUUGCCAUAAUGUUUGCGAAAUGAUAAAAUGGAAUGUUCCCUAAACAUUUGAAUAACCAAAACAAACCCAAAAGGUGCAAAGAACUUUUGGAAAUGACGUUUGCAUAACUUAUUAGGAACGUUAUCAAAACAUAUUUUUGUUUGCUGGGUUAUAUCUGAUCAGAAUGGAGGUAACCUGACUCUCCACAAUCAGUCUGUGUGUUUUUACGCACUUAUACAAGCUCUUGCAGAGUAAAAUGAAUGAGAUAAAUUAUAUUAUCACUGUAAGGUAGAUAUUUUAGCGCUAAAAUAUUUAUUUUUACCAGUUUAUUAUGUUGUAAAUGAUGUAAUGCAGUGUAAGCAAUUUGAAAGUACUUCUUUUACUAAUUGACACCAUUUCAUAUUUUAUUGUAAUGUAUUUUGACCCCUAAAACAUUUCACGGAUGGACACUUGAAGCAUUUGUGUGUGAAAUACACUGCUUUGACCUCUGCUUCUGUCUCUGUUGAACGUCUGUUAUCCCUCAGUGUACAUUAAACAGUCUCCAACAAGAACAGUGCUUAUCAGAA
Molecule: messenger RNA, 5805 nt
Organism: Danio aesculapii
Lineage: Eukaryota; Metazoa; Chordata; Actinopteri; Cypriniformes; Danionidae
Product: ral guanine nucleotide dissociation stimulator-like 1
Exons: 17
Coding region: 318-2450 (710 amino acids)
Biological process (GO): Ras protein signal transduction; positive regulation of GTPase activity
Cellular component (GO): plasma membrane
Molecular function (GO): guanyl-nucleotide exchange factor activity
Source: RefSeq, a predicted model, not a curated record